AGUGGCCGGCCGUCCACCGUGCCGUCACAAACAGCGCGCCUAUCUGUGAGAGAUCAGCGCGGUGACCGGCCGGCGCGGCUGGGACGGACGGGCCACGCGCGGCCGCCGCGCCGGUAACGGUGCCACGCCGAGCGUCCGGCCGGCCGGCCGGCCGGCGCCGCCCCAGCUCAGAGCAGCGCCGGCCGCCGAGCGAGCCACACAGUCCCGUCUCUCCUCUCUUCCCCUCUCCGUCUGCGCUUCCCACGACUGUCCGUCGGCGCCCGCUCUGUCGCCGGCUGUCACGACCUCUCGUGCCGCUCGGCUGCUCUCGGCUGUCUCCGGCCAGGGUCACUGACUGGCGUUCUCUCGCGGCUCGGACCGGUACCGCGCUCUGAAGACGGGUGUCAGCGCGACGCGCGGUGACGGCAGAGGGUGGUGACCGAGCCGGGGAAUCGUGCUGACGGUGCGGAGAGUCCAGUGUGGGGUGGAACGAGGCGACAGGCUCGACUGACCCGACUGAGGUGGAGCAUAGACAAGAUGCAGACGGAAACGAGCCUCGUCUUAUUGGCGCUGGUGGCGGUCGGUGCGGCGAACGAGUGUGUUCGCGCGGGGGAGGGCAGGAUGGCCAACCUCUGGGGUGACGCGCUCACCAGUUUGGAUUGCAACGGACCGGACGGCAGGCCCUACCCAAAGGCGGCGGUGGACGCCCUGGUCCGCAGCAUGGCUCCCAGCCGGCGGGGGCGCACCAUGUUCCGCACCAAGGACCCGCUGGACGUGCGGAAGGCGCUGCUGAACCAGUACAGCGCCCUGCAGUUCGGGGAGGACCUCAGCACUCUCCACCACAGGACAGCUCGGGCCGUGGCUGCCAACACCACCACGCCCACCACCGCCGCCCCAGCCACCACAAAGAAGACCACCACCAAGAAGUCGGGCAUCACCACGGCCAAAACGACCACGGCCGCCCCUCCGAGCGCCGACCCCGCGACGGCAUCGUGCGCCGGACCACCGGCUCGUCUCUGCAAGACGCGCUACAACACCACGGCACCCAUGUUCGGCGUGUCACUGACAUCGGGAAAGCCGGUGACGAUCGUACAAAAGUUCCCCGACCUCCUGCAGCAAGUCAUCUUCGAGGUUUGCGAGACGAAGCAGUGUGACGUGCUGCACGGCGAGUGUGUGCAGACCUACACGCCACACCUGUUCCUGGUGAUACCUCUCGGCCCGGUCACCCUCACAGGCCAGGACUACGUGCUGGUCGAGUCCGGCUGCGUCUGCCGACCCAAGUACACCGUCCAGGACACCGCCCUGCCACUGGACAGCUUCAGCGGCCGCUGAGAGCGCCGCCCAGUGGUCGCUGGUGGAACUAUGACGUGAUAGAUGUCGCCGCGGUGUGGCGACGAGCUGGCCCGAGCCGGGCAGCGCUGGCAGCGGCAACAUUGCCGAAUUGAGCGAUAUCGUGUGUGUCAGACCAAUGAUCAUGCAGCAGGAGACAUCCCUGUCCAUGGAAACCAAAUCCUUGUUGGAUAGGAGUUGAGUUACGGUCGGCGUGUGUACAAGGUUUCCAGACGUAGUGCUGCUGUGUGUUUGUUUACUUGUGAAAUGAGCUAUGUUGACCUGAACCGGAUGCAUUAAUCGCUACGAGACACACUGUGUUCGACCGGACUAACACUGAAUGGUGGCAUUUACCAGCAUCUCUCUUUUCCAAACCUCAGGACUUGCCCAUCCUCAUCCUUUAUCAUUCCAUCCUUAUUCCGAGCUGACGGUCAUCCCACCCCGGCACCUGGUCAAGGCAGCUCCAAUAGGAGCAUACCUCUCGUUGACGACCGUUAGCCCGACUGGGUGGCCACUGGCCAGAGCCUGCCUCACCGAGGUGGUCGGUGGAAGUCCCGCAUAGACAGGCCAAUCAUGCUCAAUGCUCAUGUCUCCCUUAUCCAUUUCAUUCCAUCUGGCAUGACCCUAAAUGAUCCUAACCUAACUGUGGAAAACAAUAUGACCAACUAACAACAAAAAUCGACCAGCAAGAAUGGCAUGUUUAGUAUUCGUAGGCCGUAGUACUUUGACGUUGACAGUUACAGUAAUUUUCAAUAUCAAGCAGCCUCUUUAAAACUCGAAUUAUCUUUUGAUGAUCAAUGACCUAAGGCAAUUGAGCAUUGGAUAAAUUGUCAAUCAGGUUGUAUACAGCAAUAACUAAAUCAUUUCAGUUCUUUGGUCACAUAAACUAAUCGGUAAGGCACCGCAUACAAAGAACUUGGUUUGUCUCCCAGAAAAUGAUCCCUAACAUUCUAGUAAAACCUGAACGGCCAGCUUGCAUCUGUGACAUUAUUUGUUCGAAAGCAUAACACAUAUUUGUGAUGAAAUUGCGAAGAAGCAUGAGAUUGAGACUUAUUCACAAGGUGUUGCCGGCAACUUUGUAACGAUGGUAAAAUGCGUGUGUUGUUUUGUUACCUAGGUGUUUGAUGUGCAGUUAUUUAUUUAUAACAUGCUAUACAAUUAAGACGUGCUUGAAUAUAUUGGCUGAGCGGUAUUUGUAUUAUUGCCUUGCCAAAUAUAUCGUAAAAAUAGCAA
Molecule: messenger RNA, 2541 nt
Organism: Amphibalanus amphitrite
Lineage: Eukaryota; Metazoa; Arthropoda; Thecostraca; Balanomorpha; Balanidae
Exons: 5
Coding region: 517-1311 (264 amino acids)
Source: RefSeq, a predicted model, not a curated record